AUGUUCACCAUCCUGAAGCAGUAUAAAAUGAGGCUCAACCCUACGAAGUGGUCCUUCGGCGUAGCUUCGGGAAAAUUCCUUGGCUUCAUGAUCAACCAACGGGGUAUUGAAGCUAACCUAGAAAAGAUUCAAGCCAUUUUAGACAUGAAGAUACCCACGACGGUCAUGGACAUACAAAGCCUUACCGGACGCAUUGCAUCCCUGACCAGGUUUAUCUCCAAGGCUAUUGAUCGCUGCACCCCCUUCUUCAAGGCACUCAAGGACAACAAGCGAAGCAUCACCUAG
This is a messenger RNA of Prunus armeniaca (apricot), 285 nucleotides long. NCBI's taxonomy places the organism in Eukaryota, Viridiplantae, Streptophyta, Magnoliopsida, Rosales, Rosaceae. The record is from the annotation of a GenBank genome assembly.